AUGGCUAUCACAAUAGGUCAAAAGCAAGCUCUAAUGGAGAACUUGCAACUGGAAAUUACUGAACGUGCCAGAAAGCUCAGAGCACAAUAUAAUGUUCAAGCUCAAGGUUUAAAGACGCGUAUUGAAAUUCGCGUUAAUCGUAUACCCAUUUCAAUGCGGAAAAAGAACAUUGGAGAUUUGUUCGAGAAACAUAACAAUACUGGUGCACAAGCAGCGCGUAAUGAAGUCCGACCGCCAGUUCCACCAAAAAAUACUCAAAAGAAAAUUCCUGUUGAAGAGUCUGAAAGCGGUUCAAGUACUCAAAGCACAACAUCAUCCCACAUUAGCAAAAGGAAUAGUGACGAGGCUUGUUUGGAUAAGGAAAACAAGGUUGAUAACCCAAAGAAACGUCAAAAGGCUGCCCCUAUUCUACCUGAACGAACCACUUCCCGUGUUAAUAUGGAUCCAAAACAAAUACUUUCACCAAGAUCCGCAAACUCCAGGACUUUACCUGCCUCACCAAUUAAACCUGCACCACCAGCCAAAUCUACCACAGAUUCUCGCCCACCUACUAGAACAGGAAGGAAGAUUGCACCACAUACAAACCCAGCUGGAGCUGCUCGAGCAAAAUCUGCAUCCGCAACUUCGGGUCCAAAAACUACACGAGGAAGAAAUGUCAGCAAUACCAGUACAGAUACUGUUAUUGUUAAAAAGGCGCCUGCUGCAAAAGUCAAAAAGGCAGCGGCUACACAAUCUAUACAACCCACGCAACCGGCUAGCACUGCUGUUGGAAGAGUUUUAAGAAAAAGAGCAUAA
Messenger RNA from Sclerotinia sclerotiorum 1980 UF-70, 795 nucleotides. RefSeq lists its product as hypothetical. The coding region runs from base 1 to 795 and encodes 264 amino acids. The transcript is spliced from 3 exons. Gene Ontology annotation, cellular component: spindle midzone; chromosome, centromeric region; chromosome passenger complex. Gene Ontology annotation, biological process: mitotic sister chromatid segregation. NCBI's taxonomy places the organism in Eukaryota, Fungi, Ascomycota, Leotiomycetes, Helotiales, Sclerotiniaceae. The record is from RefSeq and is a predicted model, not a curated record.